Molecule: messenger RNA, 2051 nt
Organism: Alternaria alternata
Lineage: Eukaryota; Fungi; Ascomycota; Dothideomycetes; Pleosporales; Pleosporaceae
Product: actin-like ATPase domain-containing protein
Exons: 7
Coding region: 44-1819 (591 amino acids)
Molecular function (GO): ATP binding; ATP-dependent protein folding chaperone
Source: RefSeq, a predicted model, not a curated record
CUCCCUGGCACGACAACAGUCUACAAACUGAAGUUAAGUCGACAUGAAACCGAAUCGACUGAUUGUAGGCCUUGAUUACGGUACUACUUACACUGGUGUCUCGUUCUGCGAAACCGCAGGCAACGGUACCGGCGACGAGCACAUUGAAGUAGUUCAUGACUGGCCAUCUCAGCACACCAAGAUCGGCACCAAAGAAAAGGUCCCUAGUGAAGUGACAUACCAGAAGCAAGGGUUGUUAUGGGGUUCACUCAUCCCACCCAACGUUCAGCGGCAUCUCUGGACGAAGCUUCAGCUGGAUCCGACCCAGAAAGGCGAGUUGGUCAAGAUCGUCCGAGAGGUCUCAACAUCUUCUGAGCAUCCGAAUAAGCAGCCUGUCGAGAUCAUUGCGGAUUUCCUAGCCCAGGUUAAGGCUCAUCUAAUCAAGAAUCUCGAUCAAAAAUACGGAAAAGUACUAUGGAGGAGCAUGAACGUCACCUUGGUAGUCACUGUUCCUGCGGUUUGGACUGAGGUCGCUAAAGCUCGUACGCUCGAGGCUGUCGACAAGGCCGGCUUCAACACAUCUGAGUUUCCCCAAUUGAAGAACAUUCUCAUGACUACUGAGCCUGAGGCGGCUGCGAUUUAUACCAUCAAGAGUCUACGAGGUACCACUCAGAAUUCUGAUUUUGCUGUGGGUGACGGCUUCAUUGUUUGCGAUAUGGGUGGCGGUACGGUCGACUUGAUAUCAUACAGGGUUACAGGAUUAGGGCCGACCGUUAUCGAGGAAGCGACUGUGGGUGGUGGUGAUCAAUGCGGAGGCAGCUUUGUCGGCCGAGCUUUCUUGAAGUGGCUUGAGCGCCGCCUGGGUACUAAAGACUUCGUGAAUAUCGUCGGCUGUCGCAGUGAAGAUGUUCCGCAUACUUCGCUCUGCAAAAAGGCAGCUAGGAUGCUCCAGGACUUUACGCUUGAGGUCAAGAGUGGGUUUUCCGGAUCAGAGACGAACCAUCUACGCCUGCCAUCUCCUCUAAACUCUAUCGAAGAGGAUGAAGCGAGAGGUAUUUACGAUGGUGAGAUUACCAUCACUCCAGAGGAUAUGAUCGAGAUGUUUGAGAUGCCUGUCCGCCGUACCUACGAACUCCUGGGCGAUCAGCUAGACCAGCUGCGGAAGAACAAGAAGGUCAAACCCAAGUAUGUCUUCAUGGUUGGUGGCUUUUCCGAGAGUCCGUACAUGUACGAAAAGAUCAGGAUGUUCGUCGCGAGGUGCAAUGGUUUACAAGCUGUCAAACCAGCUUACCCAUGGUCUGCUGUCGUCCGGGGCGCAGCCGCGAAGGGCUUGGAGGGUGCAAAGAAGAGCGCGAUCAAGAUCCGCAAAUGUCGCAGGUACUAUGGUACCGACUUCAGUCCUCCAUUCGAAGCAGGUAAACAUAAGGAAGCCGAUUCGUACGUCGAUGCCUACGAUGGCCUUAAGUAUGCGAGGAAUCAGAUGGCGUGGUUGCUCACUUUGGGUCAAGAUCUCUCGACAUCCAAGAAGGUUCACGCAAAGGCAUCUUUCUACAUAUCUUUGUGGCCAGGCCAGAAGCGAGAAUAUACUAUGAGCCUUCUCGCUUCAAAUGGACCGAAAGCUGCGCAACUUUCGGUUGAUAAGGCUGUGUAUAAAGUCACCGAACUAACCGUAGAUUUGAGUGUCGUUCCGAAAAAGGAGUUCAUGGCCAAGCGAAGCCCUUCAGGCGAGCCCUAUCACACACUGUCCUUCCAAGUGGCUAUCUCGGCACAGUCAUCACUUGAGUACUCUCUGCUGGUCAAUGGCAAGACUUACGGCACCGUGACUGCGAAGUAUGAUUGAGUAUGCGUUACUACGUGCUUCUCGAGCAGCCGUUCAUUCAAGUGCAGAUGGUGAUCCUUUUGAGGACUUGAGCUGGCAUUGGAGGGACAGAGUUGAAAAGGAAAACGAGUGCAGGAGUCACUUCUAGUAGUGAUCGGGAAAAGCUUAUCGAUUUGAAAGAAAGACCGACAUUGACGUUAGGUUUACUCUUUGAUCACACAGGUUUCUGAGUUUCUUCGUUAGUUGCACAUGU